GACACGGCCUAAUUUCUUUUACUAUGACCAUGACAGUCGCAAUGUCUGAUAACUCAACUAUCCCAGAAGAGGUUGAUGUGGUUAUUGCAGGAGGAGGUACAACGGGUCUGGUAGUCGCCACACGCUUAGCAAAAGCAGAUUCAAACAUGUCCAUUCUUGUCCUCGAACAUGGUCCGAAUACAAGAAAUGAUCCCCUGGUCGUCAAUCCGGCAUUCUACUUGAUGAAUAUUGCCCCUAAUUCUCCCCGAGCUUCGUUUUAUAGAUCAAAAGCAUCGAAAGACCUCGCUGGGAGAGAGUCUAUUGUUCCGAUAGGAAAAUGUCUAGGCGGCGGAAGCUCGAUAAACUUCAUGGUUUACUCCAGACCACAGGCGAUUGAUUUCGAUGCAUGGAAUGUGCCGGGUUGGUCUGGAGAAGACAUGAUACCUAUGUUCAGAAAGUACGAGAACUUCCAAGACACAGAUCCAGCUAUUGAUUCCAGUGUUCAUGGCUACGAUGGCGAAUUCGGCGUAUCUGCAGGAACCAACGCUCAGCCGACUUUCCAACAUGAUUUCUUUGAAGCUUGCUCUAAUGUUGGAAUAUCCACAACAGCGGAUGUGCAAAACUUUCAUACCGCGAAUGCCGUUGGUAAAUGGAAUAUGUGGAUAGAUCCCAAGACAGGUCUAAGACAAGACGUUCCUCACUGCCUUUUAUUUCCUCUACUUGACCAGAUCAACACCGGACUCCAGGUAGCUACAGAUGUCAUCGUCAACAGGAUACUGUUCGAUGAUAACAAGGCUACAGGCGUAGAAUAUACGAGAAACGGAAAUGAUGUCGCGAUUGUAAAAGCACGCAGACUCGUUGUCCUUGCUAGCGGUGCUUUGGGCUCUCCUCAGGUCCUGGAAAGGUCCGGUGUAGGAGAUAAGGAUCUCUUAUCUAAGCUGGGGAUUCUGGUCAUAUCUGAUCUACCUGGGGUAGGAACAAACUAUCAAGACCACAAUGUCGUCUUCUACCCAUACAAAUCCUCCGCUGGAAUUGAAGAGACAAUCGACGGAGUAGUCAGUGGCCGACUAACUCUACAAGAAGCCCUAAAACAAAAGCAGGCAAACCCAUCUCGCAAUGUCAUAGGUUGGAACGGACUCGAUUGUGUAGGAAAACUACGUCCCGCAGAAGUUGCAUCUCUCCAUCCUAUAUUGCAAAAAGCAUGGGAGGAAGAUUUCAAACUUCAACCAGAGAGGCCGUUGAUGUUAAUUGCGACAAUUGCUGGUUAUGUUGGCGACCAUUCUGGUAUUGAUAUUGGCCAAUACUUCUCGUGUGGUCCAUACACACCGUACCCAUAUUCUCGAGGGUUGAUUCACAUAACGGGCCGCGCCGUAACAGACGAGCCACACUUCGACUGUGGAUUCCUCUCGAAUGCCCUGGACUUGGAAAAGUUGGUAUGGGGCUACAAACUGCAGAGGGAAAUUGUUCGUAGGAUGUCGCAUUACCGUGGGCCACUUGCAGUUGGUCAUCCAACUUUCCCGGAGGGAUCCAACGCAAGCUAUGAAGCUGUGGAUAGGGUAUCUAAAGAGCAAGGGAGAUUCAUCCCAAUCGACUACUCGGCUGAAGAUGACGAAGCUAUCAGAACCUUCAUCCGAGAGAGAGUUCACACUACGUGGCAUAGUCUAGGUACAUGCGCAAUGAAGCCCCGAGAGAAAGGGGGAGUCGUGGAUCACAAACUGAACGUUUAUGGUGUCGAGAGCCUAAAGAUUGUUGAUUUGUCGAUCUGUCCGCUGAACGUGUCUGCAAACACUUACGCCACGGCUCUCGCUGUUGGCGAAAAGGCGGCUUAUAUCAUUGCCGAAGACCUCAAUAUUCCGUACUAAGCGAUAUCGGGCCAUGCUGUUCUAGCUAUAUAAUUUGCUGAGAUGGUCUGAAAUCCUUUUCAUCAGCCUUUGCACCCUACAGUAACAAGCCCCUAUAAAGCUGUUAGUUCAGAAUAGUUAGCUGUCCACUUCUUAUAUGAUAGUUUCCGUUACGCUUGGACACUUUA
Talaromyces stipitatus ATCC 10500 is the source of this 2008-nucleotide messenger RNA. Its product is annotated as choline dehydrogenase, putative. NCBI's taxonomy places the organism in Eukaryota, Fungi, Ascomycota, Eurotiomycetes, Eurotiales, Trichocomaceae. The transcript has 5 exons. Gene Ontology annotation, molecular function: oxidoreductase activity, acting on CH-OH group of donors; flavin adenine dinucleotide binding. The record is from RefSeq and is a predicted model, not a curated record. The coding region runs from base 24 to 1841 and encodes 605 amino acids.